Brachypodium distachyon (stiff brome) is the source of this 1433-nucleotide messenger RNA. Its product is annotated as ethylene-responsive transcription factor WRI1. The record is from RefSeq and is a predicted model, not a curated record. The transcript has 5 exons. Bases 61 to 1302 code for a protein of 413 amino acids. Gene Ontology annotation, molecular function: DNA-binding transcription factor activity; DNA binding. NCBI's taxonomy places the organism in Eukaryota, Viridiplantae, Streptophyta, Magnoliopsida, Poales, Poaceae. Gene Ontology annotation, biological process: regulation of DNA-templated transcription.
AGCACGCACGCCGGCCACAGCUCCCCCUUUGCGCUAGCUCGAACGUUCCCAAACAAGGCCAUGGAGGCCUACUGCUCCACCUUGGUGAAAGACGAGCUCAUCAAUGGCGGCGGCGGGGGGUCAGCAGGAGGGAUGCGGUACUGCGAGGCGGCGCCGCGCGUCUCGCCGCCGGUGGCGAUCAAGAGCGUGAAGAGACGGAAGAGGGAGCCGCCGGCGGUGUCGGGGAUGACGACGGUGAGCGGCGGCGGGAAGGACGGCGACAAGUCGGCGGGCAAUGCGGCGGCCAAGAGGAGCUCCAGGUUCAGGGGCGUCAGCAGGCAUCGUUGGACUGGCAGGUUCGAGGCGCACCUGUGGGACAAAGGCACGUGGAACCCGACGCAGAAGAAGAAAGGAAAGCAAGUUUAUCUUGGGGCGUACAACGAGGAAGAAGCGGCGGCGAGAGCGUACGACCUGGCGGCGCUCAAGUACUGGGGACCUACCACCUACACCAACUUCCCGGUGGUGGACUACGAGAAAGAGCUGAAGGUGAUGCAGGGCGUGUCGAGGGAAGAAUACCUAGCCUCCAUAAGAAGGAAGAGCAACGGGUUCUCGCGUGGCGUGUCCAAGUAUCGUGGCGUGGCGCGGCACCACCACAACGGGCGGUGGGAGGCCCGGAUCGGGCGUGUCUUCGGGAACAAGUACCUGUACCUAGGCACCUACAGCACCCAGGAGGAGGCCGCCCGCGCCUACGACAUCGCCGCCAUUGAGUACCGGGGCAUCAACGCUGUCACCAACUUCGACCUCAGCUCCUACAUCCGAUGGCUCAAGCCCAACUCCACCAUCAACACCAACACCCCCGCCGCCGAAUUAGCCAUCCUCGGCGGCGGCGGCACGCCCGCGGCACUGAUCACGCCGCCGCCGACGAUGCACGUUCCCCGCCUGCUACCGCCGCUCGUAAAGGGAAGGGGUAGCUCGAUCGCCGACGAUGUGUCUGCCGGGUCCUGCGUGUUCGGCGGCCCGUCGCCGUCACCGUCACCAACCACGACGGCGCUCAGUUUGCUGUUGCGGUCAUCCGUGUUCCAGGAGUUGGUCGCGCAGCAGCAGCCUCCGUCGACCGUGGAUGACGAUGAUGACAUCGGUGGUCACGCGGCGGUGUCCGACGCGGCCCAAAGAGCAGCGGAGGAGAACGAGGAGUCAUUCGGCGAGGUGUUGUACGGUGCCGGCGAGGGGGAGGCGGCAACGGCAUUCUCGUGCUCCAUGUACGAGCUGGGCCUGGACGACAAUUUCGCGCGCAUCGAGGAGUCCCUCUGGGGCUGCUUGUGAAUUACCGUGAUAUGAUAUUCCGGAGUAAUACCCAAAGUUUUAAAUAACAUGUUAAGCAAUUUAGGGGUAGCUUGAAAAUCAGUGCUAAAGCAAGUUAUAGCGCCGCUGUAGCGCGCUAUUUGUUUAUGGCA